Molecule: messenger RNA, 642 nt
Organism: Telopea speciosissima
Lineage: Eukaryota; Viridiplantae; Streptophyta; Magnoliopsida; Proteales; Proteaceae
Product: putative calcium-binding protein CML19
Exons: 1
Coding region: 57-539 (160 amino acids)
Molecular function (GO): calcium ion binding; enzyme regulator activity
Source: RefSeq, a predicted model, not a curated record
UACCCAUUUUGAAUUCUUGAUUUCAAUCGAGUUUGUUCAAAAGUUCAGUCAACGCCAUGGAAAGAGGAGCUCAAACUUCUUUGCCGGAGAAGAUGGAGAAGAGAACUAUUUCCGUCGAUCCUAAAGCGCCCAAAUGCAACCAAACUGAGCGGCUAUUCCGGUAUUUCGACGGGAAUGGAGACGGGAAGAUAUCGCCAGCUGAGUUGCAAAGUUGUGUAAAGAUAGUGGGAGGUGAACUGUCGGAGGAAGAGGCGGCGACCUUGGUAAGCUCCGGUGAUGGUUUGUUAGGGUUUGAUGAUUUUGCUAAAUUGUUGGAGGCAGAUGGAGAGAAAGAGGAGGAGGAGGAUUUGAGAGAGGCGUUUUCUAUGUAUGAGGAGAAAGCAGGUUCUGGUAGAAUAACACCAAAGAGUUUAAAGAAGAUGCUGAGUCGACUCGAUGAGUCGAGAACGAUUGAGGAGUGUAAAGCCAUGAUAAGCACAUUCGAUCUAAAUGGUGAUGGAGUACUUAGCUUCGAGGAGUUCAGAGCUAUGAUGCGUUAGAAGGAAGGGUCUGUAGCUUUUGUAUUGUUGAUAUAUGCAGUUGAAUAUAUUGAGUCACCGGUCCACCCAAUGGUCCCUUUUGAGGAUCAGCUGGUUCUUUGAU